UUCGAGGGCGACGCCGGGAGCGUCUCCAUCGGUGGCACGCCCUACUUCCUCCGGCAGUUGCACUGGCACUCCCCCACGGAGCACAGCGUCAACGGCCGCCGGUACGACAUGGAGCUCCACAUGUUCCACGAGAGCGCCGAGGGUAAAGCCGCCGUCAUCGGCGUCUUCUACGAAAUCGGCGCCCACGACGCCUUCCUACACAAGCUGGAGCCAUACCUGGAGAUGAUAGCGGAUCGGAAGGACAGGGAGGAGAAGAUGGGGAUGAUGGACCCGAGGGGCGCCAGGGGAAAGGCCAGCGUGUACUACCGCUACGUGGGCUCCCUCACCACCCCGCCCUGCUCCGAAGGUGUCAUCUGGACCAUCGUCAAGAGGGUGCGCACUGUGUCGAGGCACCAGCUGGAGCUUCUCCGGGAGGCCGUCCAUGACGACAUGGAGAAGAACGCGAGGCCACGUCAGGAGGUGAACAGCAGAGAUAUCAGCAUGUUCCGGCCUUUUGAGCAAAUUAGACAUUGAUUACAUGGUUAUAUUAUUUUUUUAUCUAGUAGUUUUUCCCAUCCACUUUGAUAGAUGCCUUGUAUACGGUUACUAAAUAAUAAAGGAACACGACCAGUUCAUGUC
Messenger RNA from Triticum urartu, 618 nucleotides. The record is from RefSeq and is a predicted model, not a curated record. NCBI's taxonomy places the organism in Eukaryota, Viridiplantae, Streptophyta, Magnoliopsida, Poales, Poaceae.